Molecule: messenger RNA, 19522 nt
Organism: Carcharodon carcharias (great white shark)
Lineage: Eukaryota; Metazoa; Chordata; Chondrichthyes; Lamniformes; Lamnidae
Gene: ahnak
Product: AHNAK nucleoprotein
Exons: 5
Coding region: 235-18069 (5944 amino acids)
Biological process (GO): regulation of RNA splicing
Cellular component (GO): costamere; nucleus; cytoplasm
Molecular function (GO): protein binding
Source: RefSeq, a predicted model, not a curated record
CGAGUAUCUGGAGGCUGGAGCUACACUAGAGUGCUGCAUUCAAUAACGGGCUAUUCCACACAAGCAUUGGGUGCCCCGGCACCAUGAGACGGCGUGGGCUUUAGCCUACAAAUCGCUGCCACCAGUGCUGUGAGCCCGAAGCAAGCACAAAAGUGAAGUAACAGACCUUGUUCCAGCCAAAGAAGCGGCAGCGAUUUUGUUUCAUACUUUCAGAGACGGAGAAACUGCAUAAAGAUGGCUAAAAAGGAGGAUGAUCUCGACGUGCUGCUCCCCAACUGGUCAGGAGCAGCUGCACAUGGAUUCAGUAUAAGUGGUGGUGAUGAUGGGAUCUUCAUCAAGGAUGUGGUGCAGAAUUCUCCAGCAGGAAAAAGUGGAGUGAUGAGGGAAGGUGACCAGAUUGUGAGUGCAACUAUCUACUUUGAUGACAUGGGAUAUGAAGAAGCGCAGAAAAUACUACAGACUGUGGAUCGACAUACUGUGGGACUGAAGCUACAUCGAAAAGGAGAAAAGCUUUCUCCUGGGGGAAGUUAUUCUUGGAACCCGGAAUGGAUUGAGGCUACAAGCCCAGAUGCUGUACUGAGUGGAGAUGAUGAAGACUAUCAGAGGAUUUUCAGAACAAAAAUCAAGCCUCGUCUGAAGUCAGAAGAUGGUGCAGAGGCAUCAGAUCAAGGCGACAGAUCUUCCAAUGUACAUAUCACUAGAAAGGUUAUUACACGUACAAUUCAUACUUCUGGUCCCACAGUCGUAACAGACAUGGACAUCCAGAAUCCAGAAUUUAAAAUAAAAGUUCCAAGGUAUGAGCAAGUCACCACUGAGAGAUCAGGACCAAAACUGGAAACGCCAGAGAUGGAUGUAGACGUUGAUCUCCCAGGCACUGAAGGUCUGAAAUUUCAAAUGGGAGACAGCCAGCGGACAACGCAUACGAUGCACAUUGUGAAAACAAAAGUUGUAGAGGUAACUGGACCAGAUACAGAACAUGCCCGGGCUACUUUCCACAUGCCGCAUAUCAAUAUAACAGGAAGAGAAGGAACAGCGCCAACAUCGGAAUUUGAUGUGAAAGGUCAAAUUGUUGAUAUUAACACAAGUGCAGCAAAAACAGUCAUUUCUUCUCCUAAGAUUGAUGGUGAUGUUAAUAUAUAUGGAAAUCGUGAUGAUUUUAAAGGCCCAAAGAUUGAUGUUCAAACGUCGAAAAUGCAGCUUGAUGGUUCAGGAUUCAGUACACAAGAUGGGAAACUAAAUAUCAAAAUGAAGACACCAAACUUCAAUGUUUCAGGUUCUGAUGCAAAGGAAAUUCCAAUUCCCCAAGCAACGAAUAAGUGGACAAAAGUAGAAGGAUCAGAUCUGGACAUCGGUACUAACUUUCCUGAGGCAGACAUCAAGUUAUCUGGACCAAAGAUAACAGGUGGCAUUGAAAUACCUGCAGUAGAUCUGGAUGUAGGUGGGGGUGUUAGUGAAAUCAAAGGUCCUAAAUUUAAAAUGCCAGGAUUCAGUCUUUCAGGACACAAAAUCCAAAGCCCUGAUUUUGAUCUGCAAGCCAAAGGCACAAAAUCCACAGAUGAUGUUGAUGGCCCUGACAUUAAAGUGGAGGGUGGCAUCACAGGCCCUACAUUUAAAAGGCCAGGAUUCAGUAUCUCUGGACCCAAGAUGACAAAGCCUGAUAUUGAUCUGGAGCAGAAGUGUCCAAGAGUGGCAGGUGAUGUUGACACACCUGACAUCAAUCUGACGGGUGACUUCAAAGAUGCAGAAUUGAAUAUCUCAGGUCCCAAGAUCAAAAAACCUGAAUUUGACGUAGAGCUGAAAGGUCCAAAAAUGAGCGGAGAUGUUGAUGCCCCUGAUGUUAAGCUAGAGGGUGAUCUCAAAGGCCCAGGUCUGAAUUUUAAAGGUCCAAAAGUUGAUUUUGGGGGUCCUGAUGUCAAAGAAAGUGGUCUCAAGUUUUCAAUGCCUUCCAUAAGUAUGCCCAGUGUAGGGGUUCCAGGCAUGGAUUUGAAACUUAAAGGCCCAAACAUGAAAGGCGACCAUGAUGUUGUCCUUCCUUCUGCAAAUAUAGAGGGUGAGAUCAAAGGACCCAAGAUAGACGUAGAUGUUCCUGACGCUAAUCUUAAAGGUCCCAGUGGGAAGUUCCAAAUCGGAAAAUUGGAAACUCCCAGCUUCAAAAUGGGUGGACCUCAGGUAGAAGGUCCCAAUCUGAAUAUUGAUGCCAAACUUCCCAAGGGAGAUGUCAGCCUUACUGGACCAGACAUAGAAGGUAGAGUUGAUGUACCAGAUGUAGAUCUAGACAUUAGAGGAGGUAUUGGUAAAAUCAAAGGCUCUAAUUUUAAAAUGCCAGACUUCAGUACUUCAGGUCCCAAAAUCAAAAAACCUGAAUUUGAUGUACGUUUCGGAGGCUCAAAAAUGAGUGGAGAUGUUGAUGUCCCUGAUGUAAAUCUAGAGGGAGAUCUCAAAUGCCCAGAUAUGAAUAUUAAAGGUCCUAAAGUUGAUAUCAAGGGACCUAAUGUCAAAGGAAAGGGCCUCGAGUUUUCAAUGCCUUCGAUCAAUAUGCCCAGUAUAAAUGUUCCAGACAUUGAUUUGAAACUUAAAGGCCCAAACUUGAAAGGUGAUCAUGAUGUUGACCUUCCUUCCGCAAAUAUAGAGGGUGAGAUCAAAGGACCCAUAAUUGAUGUAAAAAGGCCAGAGGCUGACAUUGAAGGUCCCAGAGGAAAGUUCCAGUUACCAAAAUUCAGAUUACCCAACAUUGCAAUGGGAGGACCGAAUGUAGAAGGUCCCGAUCUGAAUAUCAAUGCCAAUCUUCCCAAGGCAGAUAUCAAUCUAAAGGGACCACAGAUACAAGGUGGUGUUGAUGUACCCGAUGUAGAUCUAGACGUUGGAGGAAUUUCUGGAAAAAUCAAAGGCCCUGAAUUUAAAAUGCCAGAAUUGAAUAUAUCAGGUCCCAAGUUCAAAAAACCUGAAUUUCAUGUGGGGUUCAAGGGUCCAAAAAUGAGUGGAGACGUUGAUGUCCCUGACGUUAAUCUAGAGGGCGAUCUCAAAGGGCCUGAUAUGAAUAUUAAAGGUCCCAAAGUUGAUAUCGCGGGACCUGAUGUCAAAGGAAAGGGCCUCGAGUUUUCAAUGCCUUCAAUGAAUAUGCCCAGCAUAAAUGUUCCAGACUUCGAUUUGAAACUUAAAGGCCCAACUGUGAAAGGUGAUCAUGAUAUUGACCUUCCUUCUGCCAGUAUAGAGGGUGAGAUCAAAGGACCCAAGGUAGACGUAGAUGUUCCCGACGCUGAUCUUAAAGGUCCCAGGGGGAUGUUUCAGAUGCCCAAAUUCAAAAUGCCCAAGUUCGGAAUGGGUGGAGCUAAAGUAGAAGGUCCUGAUCUGAAUAUUGAUGCCAAUCUUCCCCAAGCAGAUGUCAGUCUAACUGGACCACAGAUAGAAGGCAGUGUUGAUGUACCUAAUGUAGAUCUAGAUGUUGGAGGUGCAUCUGGUAACAUCAAAGGUCCUAAACUUAAAAUGCCAGAAUUCAGUAUCUCAGGUCCCAAGUUCAAAAAACCUGAUUGGGAUGUACAUCUCAAAGGUCCAAAAAUGAGCGGCGAUGUUGAUGUCCCUGAUGUUAAUCUAGAGGGAGAUCUCAAAGGGCCCGAUGUGAAUAUUAAAGGUCCCAAAGUUGAUAUUGAGGGACCUGAUGUCAAUGGAAAGGGCCUCAAGUUUUCAAUGCCUUCAAUAAAUAUGCCCAGUAUAAAUGUUCCAGACAUUGAUUUGAAACUCAAAGGUCCAAACUUGAAAGGUGACCAUGAUAUUGACCUUCCUUCUGCAAAGAUAGAGGGUGAGAUCAAAGGCCCAAUGGUAGACAUUGAAGUUCCUGACGCUGAUCUUAAAGGUCCCAGGGGGAAGUUUCAGAUGCCCAAAUUCAAAAUGCCCAAGUUUGGAAUGGGUGGAGCUAAAGUAGAAGGUCCCGAUCUGAACAUUGAUGCCAAUCUUCCCGAAGCAGAUGUCAGGCUAACUGGACCACAGAUAGAAGGCAGUGUUGAUGUACCUGAUGUAGAUCUAGAUGUUGGAGGUGCAUCUGGUAACAUCAAAGGCCCUAAACUUAAAAUGCCAGAAUUCAAUAUCUCAGGUCCCAAGUUCAAAAAACCUGAUUGGGAUGUACAUCUCAAAGGUCCAAAAAUGAGCGGAGAUGUUGAUGUCCCUGAUGUUAAUCUACAGGGAGAUCUCAAAGGGCCCGAUGUGAAUAUUAAAGGGCCCAAAGUUGAUAUCGAGGGACCUGAUAUUAAUGGAAAGGGCCUCAAGUUUUCAAUGCCUUCGAUAAAUAUGCCCAGCAUAAAUGUUCCAGACAUUGAUUUGAAACUCAAAGGCCCAAAAUUGAAAGGUGACCAUGAUAUUGAUCUUCCUUCUGCCAAUAUAGAGGGUGAGAUCAAAGGCCCAAAGGUAGACAUAGAAGUUCCUGACGCUGAUCUUAAAGGUCCCAGGGGAAGGUUCCAGAUGCCCAAAUUCAAAAUGCCCAAGUUCGGGAUGGGUGGAGCGAAAGUAGAAGGUCCCGAUCUGAAUAUUGAUGCCAAUCUUCCCGAAGCAGAUGUCAGUCUAACUGGACCACAGAUAGGAGGUGGUGUUAUUGUACCUGAUGUAGAUCUAGAUGUUGGCGGAGGGUCUGGUAACAUCAAAGGCCCUAAAUUUAAAAUGCCAGAAUUCAAUAUCUCAGGUCCCAAGGUCAAAAAACCUGAUUGGGAUGUACAUUUCAAAGGUCCAAAAAUGAGCGGAGAUGUUGAUGUCCCUGAUGUUAAUCUAGAGGGUGAUCUCAAAGGCCCAGAUGUGAAUAUUAAAGGUCCCAAAGUUGAUAUCGAGGGACCUGAUGGCAAAGGAAAGGGCCUUAAGUUUUCAAUGCCUUCCAUAAAUAUGCCCAGUAUAAAUGUUCCGGACUUGGACUUGAAACUCAAAGGCCCAAACCUGAAAGGUGACCAUGAUAUUGACCUUCCUUCUGCGAAUAUAGAGGGUGAGAUCAAAGGACCGAAGGUAGAUGUAGAUGUUCCUGACGCUGAUUUUAAAGGUCCCAGUGGGAAGCUCCACAUGCCCAAAUUCAAAAUGCCCAGUUUCGGGAUGGGUGGAGCUAAAGUAGAAGGUCCCGAUCUGAACAUUGAUGCCAAUCUUCCUGAGACAGAUGUCAGUCUAACUGGACCACAGAUAGAAGGUGGUGUUAAUGUACCUGAUGUAGAUCUGGAUGUUGGAGGAGGUAAAAUCAAAGGCCCUAAAUUUAAAAUGCCAGAAUUCAGUAUCUCAGGUCCCAAGAUCAAAAAACCUGAAUUUGACCUAGAGUUCAAAGGUCCAAAAAUGAGCGGAGAUGUUGAUGUCCCUGAUGUUAAGCUGGAGGGUGAUCUCAAAGGCCCAAAUGUGAAUAUUAAAGGUCCAAACGUUGAUAUCGAGGGGCCUGAUGUCAAAGGAAAGGGCCUCAAGUUUUCAAUGCCUUCGAUCAAUAUGCCCAGUAUAAAUGUUCCAGACUUUGAUUUGAAACUUAAAGGCCCAAAUGUGAAAGGUGACCAUGAUAUUGACCUUCCUUCUGCAAAUAUAGAGGGUGAGAUCAAAGGACCCAAGGUAGACAUAGAUGUUCCUGACGCUGAUCUUAAAGGUCCCAGUGGGAAGUUCCGCAUGCCCAAAUUCAAAAUGCCCAAGUUCGGGAUGGGAGGAGCUAAAGUAGAAGGACCUGAUCUGAAUAUUGAUGCCAAUCUUCCCGAGACAGAUGUCAGUCUAACUGCACCACAGAUAGAAGGUGGUGUUGAAGUACCUGAUGUAGAUUUAGAUAUUGGAGAUGCAUCUGGAAAUAUCAAAGGCCCUAAAUUUAAAAUGCCAGAAUUCAAUAUCUCAGGUCCCAAGUUCAAAAAACCUGAUUGGGAUGUACAUUUCAAAGGUCCAAAAAUGAGCGGAGAUGUUGAUGUCCCUGAUGUUAAUCUAAAGGGCGAUCUCAAAGGCCCAGAUGUCGAUAUUAAAGGUCCCAAAGUUGAUAUCGAGGGACCUGAUGUCAACGGAAAGGGCCUCAAGUUUUCAAUGCCUUCGAUACAUAUGCCCAGCAUAAAUGUUCCAGACAUUGAUUUGAAACUCAAAGGCCCAAACUUGAAAGGUGACCAUGAUAUUGACCUUCCUUCUGCAAAUAUAGAGGGUGAGAUCAAAGGACCAAAGGUAGACAUAGAUGUUCCUGACGCUGAUAUUAAAGGUCCCAGGGGGAAGUUUCAGAUGCCCAAAUUCAAAAUGCCCAAGUUCGGAAUGGGUGGAGCUAAAGUAGAAGGUCCUGAUCUGAAUAUUGAUGCCAAUCUUCCCGAAGCAGAUGUCAGUCUCACUGGACCACAGAUAGAAGGUGGUGUUGAUGUACCUGAUGUAGAUCUAGAUGUUGGAGGUGGAUCUGGUAGCAUCAAAGGCCCUAAAUUUAAAAUGCCAGAAUUCAAUAUCUCAGGUCCCAAGUUCAAAAAACCUGAUUGGGAUGUACAUUUCAAAGGUCCAAAAAUGAGCGGAGAUGUUGAUGUCCCUGAUGUUAAUCUAGAGGGUGAUCUCAAAGGCCCAGAUGUGAAUAUUAAAGGUCCCAAAGUUGAUAUCGAGGGACCUGAUGUCAAGGGAAAGGGUCUCAAGUUUUCAUUGCCUUCGAUCAAUAUGCCCAGCAUAAAUGUUCCAGACUUGGAUUUGAAACUCAAAGGCCCAAACUUGAAAGGUGACCAUGAUAUUGACCUUCCUUCUGCCAAUAUAGAGGGUGAGAUCAAAGGACCAAAGGUAGACGUAGAAGUUCCUGAUGCUGAUCUUAAAGGUCCCAGUGGGAAGCUCCACAUGCCCAAAUUCAAAAUGCCCAGUUUUGGGAUGGGUGGAGCUAAAGUUGAAGGUCCCGAUCUGAAUAUUGAUGCCAAUCUUCCUGAAGCAGAUGUCAGUCUAACUGGACCACAGAUAGAAGGUGGUGUUAAUGUACCUGAUGUAGAUCUAGAUGUUGGCGGAGGGUCUGGUAACAUCAAAGGCCCUAAAUUCAAAAUGCCAGAAUUCAAUAUCUCAGGUCCCAAGAUCAAAAAACCUGAUUGGGAUGUACAUUUCAAAGGUCCAAAAAUGAGCGGAGAUGUUGAUGUCCCUGAUGUUAAUCUAGAGGGUGAUCUCAAAGGCCCAGAUGUGAAUAUUAAAGGUCCCAAAGUUGAUAUCGAGGGACCUGAUGUCAAAGGAAAGGGCCUCAAGUUUUCAAUGCCUUCGAUACAUAUGCCCAGUAUAAAUGUUCCAGACUUUGAUUUGAAACUUAAAGGCCCAAACUUGAAAGGUGACCAUGAUAUUGACCUUCCUUCUGCAAAUAUAGAGGGUGAGAUCAAAGGACCCAAGGUAGACGUAGAUGUUCCUGACGCUGAUAUUAAAGGUCCCAGGGGGAAGUUUCAGAUGCCCAAAUUCAAAAUGCCCAAGUUCGGGAUGGGAGGAGCUAAAGUAGAAGGUCCCGAUCUGAAUAUUGAUGCCAAUCUUCCCGAAGCAGAUGUCAAUCUAACUGGACCACAGAUAGAAGGUGGUGUUAAUGUACCUGAUGUGGAUGUAGAUAUUGGAGGAGGAUCUGGUAACAUCAAAGGCCCUAAAUUUAAAAUGCCAGAAUUCAAUAUCUCAGGUCCCAAGUUCAAAAAACCUGAUUGGGAUGUACAUCUCAAAGGUCCAAGAAUGAGCGGGGAUGUUGAUGUCCCUGAUGUUAAUCUAGAUGGUGAUCUCAAAGGCCCAGAUGUGAAUAUUAAGGGGCCCAAAGUUGAUAUCGAGGGACCUGAUGUCAAAGGAAAGGGCCUCAAGUUUUCAAUGCCUUCGAUCAAUAUGCCUAGUAUAAAUGUUCCAGACAUUGAUUUGAAACUUAAAGGCCCAAACUUGAAAGGUGACCAUGAUAUUGACCUUCCUUCUGCAAAUAUAGAGGGUGAGAUCAAAGGCCCAAAGGUAGACGUAGAUAUUCCUGAUGCUGAUCUUAAAGGUUCCAGGGGGAUGUUCCACAUGCCCAAAUUCAAAAUGCCCAGUUUCGGGAUGGGUGGAGCGAAAGUAGAAGGUCCUGAUCUGAAUAUUGAUGCCAAUCUUCCCGAUGCAGAUGUCAGUCUAACUGGACCACAGAUAGAAGGUGGUGUUAAUGUACCUGAUGUAGAUCUAGACGUUGGAGGAGGUAAGAUCAAAGGCCCUAAAUUUAAAAUGCCAGAAUUCAAUAUCUCAGGUCCCAAGUUCAAAAAACCUGAUUGGGAUGUACAUUUCAAAGGUCCAGAAAUGAGCGGAGAUGUUGAUGUCCCUGAUGUUAAUCUAGAGGGUGAUCUCAAAGGCCCAGAUGUGAAUAUUAAGGGGCCCAAAGUUGAUAUCGAGGGACCUGAUGUCAAAGGAAAGGGCCUCAAGUUUUCAAUGCCUUCGAUCAAUAUGCCCAGUAUAAAUGUUCCAGACUUUGAUUUGAAACUUAAAGGCCCAAACUUGAAAGGUGACCAUGAUGUUGACCUCCCUUCUGCCAAUAUAGAGGGCGAGAUCAAAGGACCGAAGGUAGACGUAGAUGUUCCUGACGCUGAUCUUAAAGGUUCCCGGGGGAUGUUCCACAUGCCCAAAUUCAAAAUGCCCAGUUUCGGGUUGGGUGGAGCUAAAGUAGAAGGUCCCGAUCUAAAUAUUGAUGCCAAUCUUCCCGAUGCAGAUGUCAGUCUAACUGGACCACAGAUAGAAGGUGGUGUUAAUGUACCUGAUGUAGAUCUAGAUGUUGGAGGAGGUAAGAUCAAAGGCCCUAAAUUUAAAAUGCCAGAAUUCAAUAUCUCAGGUCCCAAGGUCAAAAAACCUGAAUUUGAUGUAGAGUUCAAAGGUCCAAAAAUGAGUGGAGAUGUUGAUGUCUCUGAUGUUAAUCUAGAAGGCGAUCUCAAAGGACCCGAUUUGAAUAUUAAAGGUCCCAAAGUUGAUAUCGAGGGACCUGAUGUCAAAGGAAAGGGCCUCAAGUUUUCAAUGCCUUCGAUACAUAUGCCCAGCAUAAAUGUUCCAAACAUUGAUUUGAAACUCAAAGGCCCAAACUUGAAAGGUGACCAUGAUAUUGACCUUCCUUCUGCAAAUAUAGAGGGUGAGAUCAAAGGUCCAAAGAUAGACGUAGAUGUUCCUGACGCUGAUCUUAAAGGUCCCAGGGGAAUGUUCCACAUGCCCAAAUUCAAAAUGCCUAAGUUUGGGAUGGGUGGAGCUAAAGUAGAAGGUCCUGAUUUGAAUAUUGAUGCCAAUCUUCCUGAUGCAGAUGUCAGUCUCACUGGACCAUCGAUAGAAGGUGGUGUUAAUGUACCUGAUGUAGAUCUAGAUGUUGGAGGUGGAUCAGGUAACAUCAAAGGCCCUAAAUUUAAAAUGCCAGAAUUCAAUAUCUCAGGCCCGAAGUUCAAAAAACCUGAUUGGGAUGUACAUUUCAAAGGUCCAAAAAUGAGCGGAGAUGUUGAUGUCCCUGACGUUAAUCUAGAGGGUGAUCUAAAAGGCCCAGAUGUGAAUAUUAAGGGACCCAAAGUUGACAUUGAGGGACCUGAUGGCAAAGGAAAAGGCCUCAAGUUUUCAAUGCCUUCGAUAAAUAUGCCCAGUAUUAAUGUUCCAGACUUUGAUUUGAAACUUAAAGGCCCAAAUGUGAAAGGUGAUCAUGAUAUUGACUUUCCUUCCGCAAAUAUAGAGGGUGAGAUCAAAGGCCCAAAGGUAGACAUAGAUGUUCCUGACGCUGAUCUUAAAGGUCCCAGUGGGAGGCUCCACAUGCCUAAAUUCAAAAUGCCCAAGUUUGGGAUGGGAGGAGCUAAAGUAGAAGGUCCCGAUCUGAAUAUUGAUGCCAAUCUUCCCGAUGCAGAUGUCAGUCUAACUGGACCACAGAUAGAAGGUGGUGUUAAUGUACCUGAUGUAGAUCUAGAUAUUGGAGGAGGUAAAAUCAAAGGACCUAAAUUUAAAAUGCCAGAAUUCAAUAUCUCAGGUCCCAAGAUCAAAAAGCCUGAAUUUGACCUCGAGUUCAAAGGUCCAAAAAUGAGCGGAGAUGUUGAUGUCCCUGAUGUUAAUCUGGAGGGCGAUCUCAAAGGACCCGAUGUGAAUAUUAAAGGUCCCAACGUUGAUAUCGAGGGACCUGAUGUUAAAGGAGGUGGCCUCAAGUUUUCAAUGCCUUCGAUAAAUAUGCCUAGUAUAAAUGUUCCAGACUUUGAUUUGAAACUUAAAGGUCCAAACUUCAAAGGUGACCAUGAUAUUGAACUUCCUUCUGCCAAUAUAGAGGGUGAGAUCAAAGGACCCAAGGUAGACGUAGAUGUUCCUGACGCUGAUCUUAAAGGUCCCAGGGGGAAGUUUCAGAUGCCCAAAUUCAAAAUGCCCAAAUUCGGGAUGGGAGGAGCUAAAGUAGAAGGUCCUGAUCUGAAUAUUGAUGCCAAUCUUCCUGAUGCAGAUGUCAGUCUCACUGGACCACAGAUAGAAGGUGGUGUUAAUGUACCUGAUGUUGAUCUAGAUGUUGGUGGUGGAUCUGGUAACAUCAGAGGCCCUAAAUUUAAAAUGCCUGAACUCAAUAUCUCAGGUCCCAAGAUUAAAAAACCUGAUUGGGAUGUACAUUUCAAAGGUCCAAAAAUGAGUGGAGAUGUUGAUGUCCCUGAUGUUAAUCUGGAGGGCGAUCUCAAAGGCCCAGAUGUGAAUAUUAAAGGACCCAAAGUUGAUAUCGAGGGACCUGAUGUCAAAGGAAAGGGCCUUAAGUUUUCAAUGCCUUCAAUCAAUAUGCCCAGUAUAAAUGUUCCAGACUUUGAUUUGAAACUUAAAGGCCCAAAUGUGAAAGUUGACCAUGAUAUUGACCUUCCUUCUGCCAAUAUAGAGGGCGAUAUCAAAGGCCCAAAGGUAGACAUAGAAGUUCCUGACGCUGAUCUUAAAGGUCCCAGUGGGAAGUUCCGCAUGCCCAAAUUCAAAAUGCCCAAGUUCGGACUCGGUGGAGCUAAAGUGGAAGGUCCCGAUCUAAAUAUUGAUGCCAAUCUUCCCGAUGCAGAUGUCAGUCUAACUGGACCACAGAUAGAAGGCAGUGUUAAUGUACCUGAUGUAGAUCUAGAUGUUGGAGGAGGUAAGAUCAAAGGCCCUAAAUUUAAAAUGCCAGAAUUCAAUAUCUCUGGUCCCAAGAUCAAAAAACCUGAAUUUGAUGUAGAGUUCAAAGGUCCAAAAAUGAGCGGAGAUGUUGAUGUCCCUGACGUUAAUCUAGAGGGUGAUCUCAAAGGACCCGAUGUGAAUAUUAAAGGACCCAAAGUUGAUAUCGAGGGACCUGAUGUCAAAGGAAAGGGCCUCAAGUUUUCAAUGCCUUCGAUCAAUAUGCCCAGUAUAAAUGUUCCAGACUUGGAUCUGAAACUCAAAGGCCCAACUGUGAAAGGUGACGAUGAUAUUGACCUUCCUUCUGCAAAUAUAGAGGGUGAGAUCAAAGGCCCGAAGGUAGAUAUCGAUGUUCCUGAUGCGGAUCUUAAAGGUCCCAGGGGGAGGUUCCAGAUGCCCAAAUUCAAAAUGCCCAAGUUCGGGAUGGGUGGAGCUAAGGUAGAAGGUCCCGAUCUGAAUAUUGAUGCCAAUCUUCCUGAUGCAGAUGUCAGUCUCACUGGACCACAGAUAGAAGGUGGUGUUGAUUUACCUGAUGUUGAUCUAGAUAUUGGAGGAGGAUCUGGUAACAUCAGAGGCCCUAAAUUUAAAAUGCCAGAAUUCAAUAUCUCAGGUCCCAAGUUCAAAAAACCUGAUUGGGAUGUACAUCUCAAAGGUCCAAAAAUGAGCGGGGAUGUUGAUGUCCCUGAUGUUAAUUUAGAGGGUGAACUAAAAGGCCCAGAUGUGAAUAUUAAAGGUCCCAAAGUUGAUAUUGAGGGACCUGAUGUCAAAGGAAAGGGCCUCAAGUUUUCAAUGCCUUCGAUAAAUAUGCCCAGCAUAAAUGUUCCAGACAUUGAUUUGAAACUCAAAGGACCAAACGUGAAAGGUGACCAUGAUAUUGACCUUCCUUCUGCCAAUAUAGAGGGUGAGAUCAAAGGACCAAAGGUAGACAUAGAUGUUCCUGACGCUGAUAUUAAAGGUCCCAGUGGGAAGCUCCACAUGCCCAAAUUCAAAAUGCCCAAGUUCGGGGUGGGUGGAGCCAAAGUAGAAGGUCCUGAUCUGAAUAUUGAUGCCAAUCUUCCCGAAGCAGAUGUCAGUCUAACUGGACCACAGAUAGAAGGCGGUGUUGAUCUACCUGAUGUAGAUCUAGAUGUUGGUGGUGGGGCUGGUAAGAUCAAAGGCCCUAAAUUUAAAAUGCCAGAAUUCAAUAUCUCAGGUCCCAAGAUCAAAAAACCUGAUUGGGAUGUACAUUUCAAAGGUCCAAAAAUGAGCGGGGAUGUUGAUGUCCCUGAUGUUAAUCUAGAGGGUGAUCUCAAAGGCCCAGAUGUGAAUAUUAAAGGACCCAAAAUUGAUAUUGAGGGACCUGAUGGCAAAGGAAAAGGCCUCAAGUUUUCAAUGCCUUCGAUAAAUAUGCCCAGCAUAAAUGUUCCAGACUUUGAUUUGAAACUUAAAGGCCCAGACUUUAAAGGUGACCAUGAUAUUGACCUUCCUUCUGCAAAUAUAGAGGGUGAGAUCAAAGGCCCGAAUGUGGACGUAGAUGUUCCUGACGCUGAUCUUAAAGGUCCCAGUGGGAAGCUCCACAUGCCCAAAUUCAAAAUGCCCAAAUUCGGGAUGGGUGGAGCUAAAGUAGAAGGUCCCGAUCUGAAUAUUGAUGCCAAUCUUCCCGAAGCAGGUGUCAGUCUAACUGGACCACAGAUAGAAGGUGGUGUUAAUGUACCUGAUGUAGAUCUAGAUGUUGGAGGAGGUAAGAUCAGAGGCCCUAAAUUUAAAAUGCCAGAAUUCAAUAUCUCAGGUCCCAAGAUCAAAAAGCCUGAAUUUGACGUAGAAUUCAAAGGUCCAAAAAUGAGCGGAGAUGUUGACGUCCCUGACGUUAAUCUAGAGGGCGAUCUCAAAGGACCCGGCGUGAAUAUUAAAGGACCCAAAGUAGAUAUCGAGGGACCUGAUGUCAAAGGAAAGGGCCUCAAGUUUUCAAUGCCUUCGAUCAAUAUGCCCAGCAUAAAUGUUCCGGACUUGGAUUUGAAACUUAAAGGCCCAAAUGUGAAAGGUGACCAUGAUAUUGACCUUCCUUCUGCAAAUAUAGAGGGUGAGAUCAAAGGACCGAACGUAGAUAUAGAUGUUCCCGACGCUGAUCUUAAAGGUCCCAGUGGGAAGUUCCGCAUGCCCAAAUUCAAAAUGCCCAAGUUCGGUAUGGGUGGAGCUAAAGUAGAAGGUCCCGAUCUGAAUAUUGAUGCCAAUCUUCCUGAUGCAGAUGUCAUUCUAACUGGACCACAGAUAGAAGGUGGUGUUAAUGUACCUGAUGUAGAUCUAGAUGUUGGAGGAGGUAAGAUCAAAGGCCCUAAAUUUAAAAUGCCAGAAUUCAAUAUCUCAGGUCCCAAGAUCAAAAAACCUGAAUUUGACCUAGAAUUUAAAGGUCCAAAAAUGAGCGGAGAUGUUGAUGUCCCCGACGUUAAUCUAGAGGGCGAUCUCAAAGGACCCGACAUGAAUAUUAAAGAUCCCAAAAUUGAUAUUGAGGGGCCUGAUGUCAAAGGAAAGGGCCUCAAGUUUUCAAUGCCAUCCAUAAAUGUGCCAAAAAUAAAGGGUCCGAACUUUGAUUUGAGUCUUAAAAGCCCAGAAAUAAAAGGCGACCAUGAUGUUGACCUUCGUUCUCCAAAUAUAAAGGGUGAGAUUAAAGGUCCCAAGGUGGAUGUAGAUGUUCCUGAGGCUGACCUUAAAGGUCCUGGUGGGAAGUUGCAUAUGCCAAAAUUGAAAAUGCCCAAAUUCGGAAUUGGUGGACCUAAAGUAGAAGGACCAGAUCUGAGUAUGGAUGCCAAUCUUCCUGAAGCAGAUGUCAACCUAACAGGACCAACAAUAGGAGGCGGUGUUGAAAUACCAGAUGUGGAUCUAGAUGUUGAAGGAGGUUCCAGUAAAAUCAAAGGCCCUAAAUUUAAAUUACCUGGAUUCAGUAUUUCUGGACCAAAGAUACCAAAGCCUGGUUUUGACCUGGAGCUCAAAGGUCCAAAACUGUCAGGUGAUGUUGAUGUCCCUGAUGUUAGUCUGGAGGGUGACAUCAAAGGCCCUAAAUUUAAAAAACCUGGGUUCAGUAUCUCUGGACCAAAGAUCCCAAAGCCUGAUUUGGAUCUGGAGCUCAAAGGUCCCAAUCUGUCAGGUGAUGUUGAUGUCCCUGGUGUUCAUAUGGAGGGUGACAUCAAGGGCCAAAAUUUUAACAUUAAAGGUCCCAAAGUAGAUAUAGAGGGACCUGAUGUUAAAGCAAGUAGGCCAAAGUUUUCCAUGCCUUCAAUACAUUUACCACAUAUAACAGCUCCCGACAUUGAUGUGAAUUUCAAGGGCUCCAAAAUAAAGGGUGAUCAGAAUAUUGACAUCUCUUCACCAAGUAUAGAGGGAGAAAUCAAAGGUCCAAAGAUUGAUGUAGAAACUCCAGACGUUGAUUUGGAGGGUGCACAUGGACACUUCAGCAUGCCAAAAAUUAAAAUGCCCACAUUUAAAAUGGGUGGACCUAAAUUAGAAGGACCUAAUCUGGACAUUGAUGCCAACCUUCCCAGGACAGAUGUUAACCUAUCUGGACCAAAUAUAAAAGGUGGGGUUGAAGUUCCUGAGACAGAUGUGGAUGCUGAUGGUAAAAUCAAAGGCCCUGGAUUUCAAAUGCCAGGCAUUAAUAUCUCAUUACCCAAAAUUAAAGCUCCUAAUUUCGAUCUUGGGUUUAAAGGCCCUGAACUGACAGGUGGUGGUGGUGCUGCUGCUGACAUUAAUAUGGAGGGUGAUAUAAAAGGCCCAAAUGUUGAUAUUAAAGGCCCCAAAGUAGAUAUUGAGGGGCCUGACAUAAAGAUUGAGGGCCCUGAUGCAAAAGGAAAUGGGCAGAAGUUUUCACUGCCUUCUUUGGACAUUUCAGCUCCCAAUAUAUCUUCCCCAGACGUGAAUUUUGACUUGAAGGGCCCAAAACUGGAAGGUACAGCUGAUGUUAGAUCUCCAAGUUUUGGUAUUGAUGUGAGUACACCUGAAAUCGAUAGAGAUGGUCAAGGAGCACAUCUGAAAAUGCCAAAAAUGAAGAAACCAAAAUUUGGAUUUGGAAUUAAAGGACCACAAGGAGACAUAACUGCUCCAUCUCUGGAUGUUCCUGGUGCUGAUGUAGAUUUGAAUGUUGAUUCACCAGACUUGAACAUUAGCACCAAGGGAAAAAAGGGCAAAUUUAAAAUGCCUAAAUUCAAUAUCAAAUCGAAGAAACCUGCAGGAGAUGUGAAGGUGACCACUCCAAAGAGUGACCUUGAUUUAUCCAAGCCAGAUGUAGAUAUUAAAUCCCCAGAUCUGAAUGUAAGCCUUGGAUCAUCUGAUGGACAAUUAAACAUCAAGCCAUCAAAAGUAAAGAAACCACGAUUUGGAAAAAUGAAGUUGUCAUUUCCAGAUGUAGAGUUUGAUCUGGCAUCAUCAAAAUUUAAAGGUGAACUACCUAGUCCAAAGAUUGAAGGAGAUUUACGAACACCUAAUAUUGAUGUUCCAACUGCAGAUAUACAAGGUCCACAUGUUGACAUCAGAGCACCAGGAAUAGAUGUCAAUACGGAUGUUGACUUGGAAGGACCUGGUUUCAAAGCCAAAGGCACAAAAUUAAAAUUGCCUUCAGUGAACAUCAAGCCGCCCAAAAUGUCUGAACCAAAUUUGGAUAUUAAUUUAAAGGGCACAAACGUGAAAGGUGAAGUGUCAGGACCAAUGAUUGACAUAAAGAGACCUGAAAUAGAUUUUGAUGUUGAUGCUCCAAAUGUUGACAUUGAUAAACCAGAAGGCAAAUUAAAAAUGAAAAUGAAGAAGCCAAAGUUUAAUAUUUCAGGACCUAAAUUCAAAGGUUCAGGUGUGGACAUUGAUGUUAGUACACCAAAAUUAGAGAGUGGAAUUAAAGGACCCGAAGUUAACAUUGAUGCACCCAGUAUUGAUCUUCAACCCAAGAUCUCUGCUCCAGAUCUACAUUUGAAAGGAUCAGGUCUUAAAGGUGAUAUUAGUCUAUCUGACCCAACAAUGGAAUGUGACAUCAAAGGGCCAAAUAUAAACCUAGAUACAUCAGAUGCAAGUGUAGAUGGAAAGUUGAAAAUGCCUAAACUGAAACUCCCCAGCUUUGGUGGAGACCGCAAAGCAGCAGGGCCAGAUAUGGAUGUUGCUGUCAGUCUUCCAAAAGCAGAUCUUUCCGGACCAAAGCUAGAAGGUGACAUUAACGUACCUUCAGCAGAUAUCAAAAUUGGUGCUCCUGAUGUAAACAUUGAUGGUUAUGAUGCUAAGGUAAAAGGAUCAGGUUUCGGGAUGCCAUCAUUGAAGAUUUCAGGACCCAAGAUCAGUUCACCUGACUUUGAUCUAAAAGGUGACAUCAAAGCACCUAAAAUAGACAUGAAAGGACCAAAGUUGGAUUUUAAGACACCAGAUGUCAAUUUUGAGGGUGCAAAAGGAAAGCUGAAGAUGCCUGAAAUUAAUGCUUCUGGUACUAAAUUGCAAGGUUCUGAUAUGAAUUUCAGCAUAAAUGCACCAAAGAUAAAAGGUGAUCUUAAGACAUCAGGUUUAGAUGUAAAUCUUGAGACACCUGAUGCGGACAUAAACGCUAAUGGUAAAUUCAAAGGCCCCCAGAUUGCAAUGCCAUCAGCUGAUAUCUCGCAACCUAAAUUGGACCAAGAUUUAAAGAAUCAACAGCUGAAAGGUGAUGUCAAUAUUUCCAGCCCAAAUUUCAAAGGAGACUUUAAAGGACCAGGUGUGGAUAUAAAAGGUCCUAAUAUAGAUAUUGGUGCUGCAGAUAUUGACAUUAAAGGUGGAGAAGGAAAGCUAAAGAUGCCUCAGAUCAACCUUGCAGGACAGAAGAUAAAAGGGGUCUCUGCUCCUGAUUUUGGUAUAAAUGUGAAGGGACCUAAACUAGAAGGAAACCUAGCUGCUGAUCUUUCUGGUCCAAAGAUAGACACUGACAUAAAAUGUCCUAAAGUAGACAUUAAAGGGCCAAAUGUGAAAAUGGAUACACCAGACAUCAACUUUGGUGGUCUAAAAGGAAAAGGUCCCAGUGUUGAUUUUAAUGUACCAAAAACUAAUAUAGGAUUUUCUGAACCAAAGUUUGAGGGAGACAUGAAGGGAGGUGUAAAUGUUGGUGUACCAGAUGUAAGUGCUAAUAUAAAGAGCCCUGCAGUGAAAAUCCCUACAGCUGACGUGAAGUUUGAUGCAAAAGGCCCUACGAUAAAAGCUGAUGUGAAAGGUCCAGAGCUUGAUGUCAAAGCCCCUGACAUAAAUGCAGAUAUUAAAGCAGCAAUGGCUGAUCUUGAUGUUCCAUUGGAUAAAAUGGCAAUACCUAAAUUCAAACAUUCUCAAUUUCAAAUAAAAGGGCCAAGUUUAGAAGGACCACAAAUGACAACGGGAGUCAGUGUUCCAGGUCAGUUAAAUGUUUCAGGUGGACAAGGUGCAAGUGUCAGCAUUAAAGGACCUCAAGCAAGUGUCAAUCUGCCAGAAGGUGAGAUGGAAAGUUCAGGAGUCAAGAUAAAAAAGGGCAAAAUUAAAAUGCCUAAAUUUAAUUUUACUAAGUCUAAAGGGAAAAGUAGUAUUGAAGGAGCAGAAGGUGAAUUCAGUGUAUCUGGACCAAAGGUUGAUAUUAAGGGCUCAAAGGGUAGCCUAGGAUUCAGUGAUGUUGAGAUGGAAGGAGCAGAAAUGGCGGCAUCUGGGAAAGGUUCUGGUCUGGACAUAAGCACUUCCCCAAAAGCCAAGUCAGGCACACUAGAUUUCUCAUUAUUUAAAGGCAAAAAGUCAGAACGUCAUAGAUCAUCAUCUCUGAGUGAUGAGCAUGAACUUUCACCAACUUCCCCCAAGGGCAGAAUAGAAUUUGGAGAAGGGGCAGCAGGGGCAAAAGGCAAAAAGUCAAAGCUGAAAUUUGGAACAUUCGGAGGCUUCGGGGCCAAGUCAAAGGGCUCCUACGAGGUCACUCUUGGUGAAGGUGAGGCAGCAGGAGAGGGCAGUGGAAUAUCUCUAGUUUCCAAAAAGUCCCGCCUGUCCUCCUCGUCCAGCAGCGAGAGUGGAUCCAGAUCAGUAUUCCGCCUUCCCAAGGUAGAACUAAAUGUCAACAAAAACAAAGAAUAAUUCUGUAAAUAGAGCUAAGUCCUUGUAAAUAGAAAUUAACUGCAUUACUUUUAACUGAUAAGCCAAGGCAUGGAGGUCCAAUGCCUAUCUCAUUGGCAGGUCAAAAAUAGGAUGGAAUAUUUAAAAGUGUUGAGCCAUUGUUUUUUUUUACAAUGCAAGGAAUUGAACCAUAGUCAGAUCUGACCUGCAGAUAUUUCAGUACACUUCUGUACCAACUAAUACAACAAACUAAAGUUCCAUUACUACAAGCUGAAAGCAAUAGCCUACUAGCAGAAAAAAACUAUUUUGUUACAUUUUCUAUGUAGUGGUUUAUUAUUUUCAUAUACUGGUAAAAUGGAGGUGUUAAAACAUGUAAUCACUGGUGCUCUCUCUAGCUUAUUUUAUUUGAUGGAAUUACAGCUAAUCUAUGAGAGGUUUUACUGAUUAAUCAUUUGAGCAAGACCAACGUGGAGACAGUUGGAGAGGAAGAGUUUAAGUUGUCUUUAGACAAAUAGAUGCCAUCCUAUCUAUAUAAAGUGUAAUUUGGUAAUGGCCAGAACAGACUCAAUUCGUCCAAUGAUCGGUGCUGUACUGCCAGAGUCCUACAGCAAUAAAGUUCGGCCAGUUUUCUUUCCCUGUAAAUUAACAGGACUGCAAAAACAAAACUCUACUUUGGAUAGCUUAAAUUCUUCUGCUUUGUAAAACGUGUAACUGUUGUCUAUGGAUCUAGUCAGGGCGUGUUUCCACUGUGAAUCUGAAUGUUAAUGCCACCCUCUUCUCAUGUGCCCCCCACCACCCCCCCCCACCCCCCACACACAACCCCACCUCCCCUAAUCUCGUGUUGUUGCUGUUGUAACCUUUUAUCCCUUUCUCCCCAAAGCCACAAAAAGUCAAGUCCCAGGGAAUUUAAUCGAUGCUCAGCCAUGCAUGCAGUUUGGAGUGAACUCCAAGUAUUAAAACGUAUGAAAUACUAAAUUAAAUAUCAAAUUUAGUUGCACUUCAAAUACCCCAACCUCGGUCCUGGCCUUCUCCUCACCAUUUCCCCCUCCCCUCCUGGCAGUACAGCAUGGUUGAUAAAUGCAGUGCCUCGUGUGGAAAUUUCAGGAUGGGUUGGCUGGUCUGAGAUAAGUUCGCUGUGCACACGUAAGGGCAGUCCAGCAAAGCAGCCUGUAAUAUCUGAUAUACUAGCAUUAAAAGGCAGAAUACGAGAGCACUGCAGUAAAGUACCGCCUUAUCCUCAGCUAGCACCAAUACUCCCGGUAACACAGCAAACACUUUCCUGUUUUUUACAAAUUACAAGAAAAUUGUGACUUUGCUUGGUUUUUCUUACCAUUUCUUUGUUCCACUCAAAAGUGUUGUUAAUAGAACUUUUCUUUAUAAUUCUGUCUGCACUUUUACGGCAAACAGUAGACAAUGGGAAUGUAAGACAAGUGUGUACCUUGUAAAAAUCAAAUAAAUUGUUCAUUAUCCUGAA